Messenger RNA from Glossina fuscipes, 3620 nucleotides. RefSeq names its product potassium voltage-gated channel protein eag (gene eag). Gene Ontology annotation, biological process: potassium ion transmembrane transport; regulation of membrane potential. Gene Ontology annotation, cellular component: membrane. Gene Ontology annotation, molecular function: voltage-gated potassium channel activity. Lineage: Eukaryota; Metazoa; Arthropoda; Insecta; Diptera; Glossinidae. The record is from RefSeq and is a predicted model, not a curated record. The transcript has 17 exons.
AUGCUUAUUACUGGGCAUGACAGCAAAAAUCCUUACGGUACUGACUUACAAUGUGGCUGUGCACUAUCACCGUAUGGACAAGUGUCACCAGAAACUCCACUAUGGCUUCUUUUGCAAGUGGCACCCAUACGCAACGAACGGGAUUUGGUUGUAUUAUUUUUGCUCACAUUUCGCGACAUUACCGCCUUAAAGCAACCAAUCGACAGCGAGGAUACCAAGGGUGGUCUAUCAAAAUUUGCAAAAUUGGCACGUUCGGUAACGAGAAGCCGUCAAUUCAGCGCACAUCUGCCAACACUAAAGGAUCCAACGAAACAAUCUAAUCUGGCCCAUAUGAUGUCUCUAAGUGCCGAUAUUAUGCCACAGUAUCGUCAGGAAGCACCAAAAACUCCGCCACAUAUAUUAUUGCAUUAUUGUGCAUUUAAAGCAAUUUGGGAUUGGGUGAUAUUGUGUUUAACAUUUUAUACAGCUAUUAUGGUGCCAUAUAAUGUAGCUUUUAAAAAUAAAACCUCUGAAGAUGUUUCCUUACUUGUUGUAGACUCAAUUGUAGAUGUUAUAUUCUUUAUUGAUAUCGUUUUAAAUUUUCAUACCACAUUUGUGGGACCGGGAGGCGAAGUGGUUAGCGAUCCCAAGGUGAUACGUAUGAAUUAUUUGAAAUCGUGGUUUAUUAUUGAUUUGCUCAGUUGCCUGCCAUAUGAUGUAUUUAAUGCCUUCGAUCGCGAUGAGGAUGGCAUCGGCUCGCUGUUUAGCGCUUUAAAGGUUGUUCGCUUAUUACGUUUAGGUCGUGUUGUACGUAAAUUGGAUCGCUAUUUGGAGUAUGGUGCCGCCAUGUUGAUAUUAUUAUUGUGCUUUUAUAUGCUCGUCGCUCACUGGCUGGCAUGCAUUUGGUAUUCAAUUGGUCGCACUGAUGCGGAUAAUGGAAUACAAUACAGUUGGCUUUGGAAAUUGGCCAAUGUCACCCAAUCGCCGUAUACUUAUGUUUAUAACAAUGAUUCCAGCGCUGAAUUGAUAAAUGGUCCAUCACGUAAGAGUAUGUAUGUAACAGCAUUAUAUUUUACCAUGACCUGUAUGACUUCGGUGGGCUUUGGCAAUGUGGCUGCUGAGACGGACAACGAGAAGGUGUUCACCAUCUGCAUGAUGAUUAUUGCAGGUGCUGUGUUUUGACACGUUCCGUUGCCACGUCACUUAUUUAUGAGCUUAACGUUCGUCUUCGAUUCAAAAUACGUCGAUGUAUCAAAUUUUAUCAAAUUAUUUCAAAAAUUGCACUCUGUACCAAAAGCAUUAAGAGAAAAGAUUACAAAAUCACUUAACACAAAUUCUUGGUGGAAUACGCGCGGGGAUGGGGAUAAGGUACUAAACUAUUGUCCGAAAGAUAUGAAGGCUGAUAUAUGUGUUCAUCUAAAUCGCAAAGUAUUUAACGAGCAUCCAGCAUUUCGUCUUGCCUCGGAUGGUUGUCUUAGAGCGUUGGCCAUGCAUUUUAUGAUGUCCCAUUCAGCACCCGGCGACUUACUCUAUCAUACUGGCGAAAGUAUUGAUAGUUUGUGUUUUAUAGUGACCGGUAGUUUAGAGGUUAUACAGGAUGACGAAGUUGUGGCAAUACUGGGUAAAGGUGACGUUUUCGGUGACCAAUUCUGGAAGGAUUCGGCCGUUGGCCAGAGUGCUGCCAAUGUCCGUGCUCUAACCUAUUGUGAUUUGCAUGCCAUCAAACGUGAUAAAUUGCUCGAAGUUCUUGAUUUUUAUUCAGCCUUCGCCAAUAGUUUUGCACGCAACCUUGUGCUCACCUAUAAUUUAAGACAUCGACUGAUUUUUCGCAAGGUGGCCGAUGUGAAGCGCGAAAAAGAAUUGGCCGAAAGGCGUAAAAAUGAACCACAAUUGCCUCAAAAUCAAGAUCAUUUGGUGCGUAAGAUAUUUUCGAAAUUCCGACGUACGCCGCAGGUUCAAGCCGGCUCGAAAGAGGCCGUUUCGGGUCAAAGUGAUGUCGAGAAAGGUGGCGGCAGCGGUGGAGGUAGUGGUGGCGGCGGAGGCGGUGGAGUUGGAGGUGCCGGUACUGGUGGUGGUACCGUUACCGACAACGAAACCGAUCGCAAUAAGUUACCCGCCAAAUUAACAUUAACCGAGGACUCCCGCAUUUUAACCACUGCUGCUGCACCCUCACCCACGCCCUCUCCAUCACCCUCAUCGGGUCCACCAUCUGCGCGUAGUACGCGUGCUAGCAAAUGGGGACGCCUUCUGGGUAGUUCAAGUGUCGAUUCAGCUAGCGAUACUAGCGCCAAAGUAGCAGUCUCGAGAAGUUUGAGUGCCCGCGAAAGUCUGCGUGAGAGCACGGCCCAAGCGAGGCAGAGUAGUACUUCGAGUAGUAAUGGUGGACAAGGCAAUAAAAUAUUUCCAAAAGCUCCAAAACUUCAAGCUAGCCAAGCUACGUUAGCUCGCCAGGAUACUAUUGAUGAAGGAGGCGAAGUGGAAUCGUCACCGCCGAGCCGUGAUAGCAGAGUAGUUAUAGAAGGUAGCAGUACUCCAUCGGCCGGUAAUAUACCCAAAGAUCGAACUUUGGCCUUGGAGAAGGAGCGCCAAAUUGAAAUGGCUUCAUCGCGUGCCACCACGUCAGACACUUACGAUACUGGAUUAAGGGAACAACCACCCACGUUAGCUCAGCGAGACUUAAUAGCCACCGUUUUAGAUCUUAAGGUGGAUGUUCGCUUGGAGUUGCAACGCAUGCAACAGCGGAUUGGACGCAUCGAAGACAUGCUGGGCGAAUUAGUGAAACGUUUACAGCAAGAUUCUUCAGGACAAACUACACCCGGUGAUGAUAAUAUUUGUGUGUGCGGCGGCAGCGGCGGUGGUGGCAGUAGUGGUAUAGGUGGGGGCGGCAAUGCUAUGAUGGCGGCCAGUAGCAGCAGUGGCGGGGGCUUAGUUGGUAGACGCUCCGAGGGGGGUGCAAUUACUCAUUCGAACGCCCCGACUCCAGCUGCCGACACUGUGAUAACCAUUUCCACGGUUGGCAGCAGUGCUGCAACUUUGGCUACUACGGCGGCUGUAAACGCCACCUCGCUCACUACAGUUCAACCGGCAGCAACGGCAGUAGCAAGUUCAACAAAUCUGCUGAAUCCCGUGCAGAUGGUCACCAGUUCGGGUGGCAAUGGCCUAGGGCCGUUAAUGCUCAAAAAGCGACGUUCGAAGAGCAGGAAGGCACCCGCGCCUCCCAAGCAGGCCCAUCCGCAAACUGCUGCCGCGGCCGCUAUCUCUGUUCAGAGUCCCGAACAGCAACGGCUACUCGAAGAGGAUCCAACGGCCGCCUCAACCGCUGUGGCCACCACUGCUGUGGUUAGUACUAACACACCCAGCGGCACUGGCGGAGCCAUUACAUCAACAACAAUAACAACAACUGGCUCCAGUUCAGCAACUUCCGGAGGACGCACGAAACGUGAAUUUCUCUAGCCAAAAAUUCUAGUACGCCAUCAGUCCGAUAACAGCAGCUUCGAACAGUAAUAGCAAUCUAAAGCCCCUUCAAACGCUUCAAUGCUGUUGGCGUGCAUUUCUCUAAUUUCGCUUUUGAAUUGAAAAACGUAAAAAUUUGAAACAAAAAACAAAACAAAAAAAGAAAGAAGAAAACAAACAAACAAAUA